Messenger RNA from Ylistrum balloti, 4810 nucleotides. RefSeq names its product copper-transporting ATPase 1-like. The record is from RefSeq and is a predicted model, not a curated record. Lineage: Eukaryota; Metazoa; Mollusca; Bivalvia; Pectinida; Pectinidae. Gene Ontology annotation, cellular component: membrane. Gene Ontology annotation, molecular function: ATP binding; copper ion binding; P-type divalent copper transporter activity. Bases 69 to 4454 code for a protein of 1461 amino acids. Gene Ontology annotation, biological process: monoatomic cation transport; copper ion homeostasis. The transcript is spliced from 21 exons.
AAUAUCUUAAUAUCUUUAUAGAUAUACUGACGAAAUAAUUAUCAAAGAAGAAGAUUUAGCAUAAGAAAAUGCAGAAAACUACAGUGAUAGAAGUGGAGGGAAUGACAUGUGGGUCAUGUGUGAGGAACAUUGAGGAGACAUUAGGACGAGAUAUUGGUGUCUACAGUAUCCAGGUGAUCCUGGAGAACAAAGAGGCUACCAUUAAGUACAGCCCAACAGAAACCUCUCCUCCUAUCCUUGCUGAAAACAUUGAAAAUAUGGGUUUCCCUUCAAAAGUCAAAUCCGUGCAUCCAGCCAGCACUGACCAAGCCACCAGGGAAGAAGCACUUAUAAGCAUCAAAGGAAUGACUUGUAUGUCCUGUGUUAGGAAUAUUGAAGGUCGUGUGAAGGAUAUUGAUGGAGUUGAGUCCAUAUCAGUACUGUUAGACAAGAAUCAGGGAAAGGUUUGUUUUGACCCAACGAUGAUAUCUGGGGAGAAGAUCGCAGCCAUCAUAGAUGAUAUGGGGUUUGAGGCAUGCUUGGAUACUGCUGGCAAUUUGGCUGCCAAGAUACAAGUGGAGGGAAUGACAUGCCAGUCGUGUGUGAAGAACAUUGAAACCAACCUCUCAAAGCAAGCUGGCAUCAAGGAAAUCAAAGUCUCGCUGGCUGACAAGGAAGCUUUCAUCAUUUAUGAUCCCAAAGUUACCAAUCCUCUCACUCUUGCAAGCCACAUAGAUAAUCUGGGGUUUGAGGCAUCACUGCCAAGAGGAAAAGAAUCAUCAUUGGAGGCUGAAUUUGAUAGGCUUGCUAACAGAGGUAGAUCUGGGGGACCAAGCAGAUGCACUAUCUCAAUUAAGGGGAUGACCUGUAACUCAUGUGUAAAAAACAUUGAAGGCAACAUCUCUGAUAAACUGGGCAUAUUGAAAAUAAAUGUGGUGUUAGAGAAAGAAAUCGGCCUCAUAGAAUUUGACCCAGGGGUGACCAGUGCUGAUAAGAUAGCUGACAUGAUUGAUGACAUGGGGUUUGAAGCAAAGGUAGUAGAUGGGGAUGAUGGAGGCUCAAGACCAGAGACUGCCUCUACAGUCAUCAGCAUUCAUGGCAUGACAUGUAACUCGUGCGUAAAGACCAUUGAGGAUACACUUGGGAAGAAUUCUGGUGUUAAGAUGAUCAGUGUGUCUUUAUCUGACCAGACUGGGAAGAUAGACUACUACCCAAACAGAAUCACUCCACAGAUGUUAUGUGAUGUUAUUGAGGACAUGGGUUUUGAUGCCUUUCUCCCAGGAAGUUCCAGGGACCCUAACAAGUUACCCGAGGUAGCGGUGACCAAGUCAUCAAGUGCUGUAUCUGAAGCGAGUCGCAAUGUUUGUGAAUCUGUGAAGAUUGGCACAAAUGCUGUUCAUUACAAGCGUGGACAGGAAGAUGAGGAUGGCGAGUAUGAAAAAUGUUUUCUACGAGUGACUGGGAUGACUUGUGCCUCCUGUGUUAACACUAUAGAGAAAAAUCUUGGAAAGAAGGAAGGGAUCGGUUCCGUAUUGGUAGCCCUGAUGGCCCAGAAAGCUGAAGUGAAAUAUGACCCUGCCUACAUUCUCCCAUCACAAAUCGAAAAUGCCAUUAACAAUAUGGGCUUCCACGCCACUGUACUGGAGAACGAGACAGCAGGACAGGGUGUCGUGGAAUUGCUGAUCAAUGGGAUGACCUGCUCCUCAUGUGUUCACCUUAUUGAGUCCUCACUGAUGAAGAAGCCAGGAAUUCAGGCCGCCUCCGUAGCUCUGGCUACAUGUAAAGGACGAUUUGAAUACGAGCCUGAAGUGACUGGAGCACGACAGAUUAUUGACAUUAUUAGGGAGCUGGGCUUUGAGGCUGACUUGUACACAGAUGAUGAUAAAAGUGCAUCAAGAUAUGAUCACAGAAAUGAAAUCAAGAGAUGGCGGACAUCAUUUUUCUGGUCCCUGAUAUUUGGAGUACCGUCUAUGGUGAUUAUGAUGUACUUCAUGUUUGCCAAGCCAGCCUCUACAGAAGACAAUGACAUUGUAAACAUUACAGACAAUAUGACAACCACACCCAUGCCCCACUCCGCCAUGAAAGGUAACCAUAUCAUGCUGACCGCUGGUCUCUCACUGGACAACCUCCUUAUGUUUAUUUUGGCCACACCGGUUCAGUUUUUUGGAGGCCGGAUAUUUUACAUACAGGCGUUCAAGGCUGUCAAACAUCGCGCAGCCAACAUGGAUGUGUUGGUUGUCCUGGCAACCACUAUAUCCUAUGUGUACUCCAUCGCUGUAGUAGUGGCUGCAAUGAUUUUACAAGAGGAAGUGUCACCUGUGACCUUUUUUGAGACUACUCCGAUGUUGAUGGUCUUCAUCUCUCUAGGAAGAUGGUUGGAGCAUGUUGCCAAGGGUAAAACAUCAGAGGCCUUAGCGAAGCUGAUGUCCCUUCAGGCAGUGGAGGCAUGUCUGGUGGAGACAGACAAAGAAGGAAACAUCAUCAAUGAGAAGACAAUUAGUGUGGACCUGGUGCAGAGAGGGGACAUCCUAAAGGUUUUGCCUGGAGAGAAAAUCCCAGUUGAUGGUAAAGUUCUGGAAGGAACUUCAACCUGCGAUGAGUCACUAAUAACAGGAGAAUCAAUGCCUGUCAUCAAAACAGCAGGGUCUUCUGUGAUUGGUGGCGCUAUCAAUCAAAAUGGAAUGCUGUUGGUCAAUGCAACACAUGUUGGCUCUGAUACGACACUCUCUCAGAUAGUCAGACUUGUGGAGGAAGCACAGACUUCUAAGGCGCCAAUACAACAGUUGGCAGACACCAUCGCUGGUUACUUUGUCCCUGUAGUGUGUUCUCUCUCAACCCUCACCCUCAUCAGCUGGAUUAUCAUCGGCUAUACCAAUAUCUAUCUGGUGGACCCAUACUUUGAGGAGAAUGGACCAGUAUCUAUUAAGGAAGUGGUGUUUCAGAAGGCCUUCCAGUAUGCCAUUACAGUGCUAAGUAUAGCAUGUCCCUGUGCCCUUGGCCUAGCCACACCCACUGCUGUUAUGGUGGGCACAGGAGUCGGAGCAACUAAUGGCAUCCUGAUCAAGGGGGGAGAACCCCUGGAAAUGGCUCACAAGAUAAAAUGUGUGGUAUUUGACAAGACUGGCACAGUUACCCACGGAGUUGCUCGAGUGGCUCGGAUUGCUACAUUUGUUGAGGAAGAAACCUGUUCUUUCCUGAAACUCCUUGUGGUUAUUGGUACAGCAGAAGCAAGUAGUGAACAUCCUAUUGCCUCUGCCAUCGUCAAGUACACAAAAGAGACCUUGUCUGUGGAGUCCCUUGGUAAGACCAUUGACUUCCAGGCAGUCCCUGGUUGUGGUCUGAAGUGUAGUGUUAGCCAUGUUGAGGGUCUUCUCACACAUGUUGACCUUGUUGCUGUGAACAACAAAAAAAACCAGAGUGGAAGUUUGAGGGUGAAGACUGAUAAUGUGAUGUUCCAUGGGGAGGACAAUAGCACUAUACAGAUAGAAGAUGUAGAGUUGGAGUCAUUAGGAGCUGUUGCAUCCAGACAAUACAGUGUGCUUAUUGGUAACCGUGAAUGGAUGCAUAGAAACGGCCUUCAGGUAACCCCAGCUAUGGACCAGACAAUGUCCGAGCAUGAAGAGCAAGGUCACACCGCUGUUCUGUGUGCUAUAGAUGGGGUCCUCGUUGCUAUGGUAGCGGUAGCUGACACAGUAAAAUCGGAGGCUCACCUUGCAGUCAACACACUCAAGGAAAUGGGACUUCAAGUGUUCUUAUUGACUGGUGAUAACCAGAAGACAGCAAAAGCCAUUGCUAGACAGGUGGGUAUACAGAAGGUUUUUGCCGAAGUACUGCCAUCCCACAAGGUCAAGAAGAUCAAACAGCUUCAGACUCAGGGUCUAAAGGUUGCUAUGGUUGGAGACGGUGUUAAUGACUCACCUGCCCUUGCUCAAGCAGAUGUUGGUAUUGCCAUAGGAACUGGUACUGAUGUGGCUGUAGAGGCUGCAGACAUUGUUCUUAUACAGAAUGACCUUAUGGAUGUGGCAGCUGCCAUCAAGUUAUCAAAAAUGACUGUGCGAAGAAUUCGCAUCAACUUUGUGGCUGCCUCAGUCUACAAUCUAAUAGGGAUUCCGAUUGCUGCAGGGAUCUUUAUGCCAGUGGGUGUGUCCCUCAAGCCAUGGAUGGCAUCGGCAGCUAUGGCCAUGUCCUCCGUAUCCGUUGUCAUGUCCUCACUCUUCAUCAAAACAUUUAAGAAAACAAGCAGACAGAAGUAUCUGACAUCCAACUACCUGAAACAGUUUAAGGAAGACCAGGAGCUAGAUAAUAUCUCCAUUCACCGUGGGAUUGAAGAGGGGCGCAUGAGUCGUGAAGGUAGCAAACAGGGUAGCAUUUUGUCUCGACUGAGCGGGAAGAAAAAGCCAGUGACAACAGACCAUGUGAGUCUCCUGGACACAGCUGAACAGUCCGACUCGGAAGGGGAAGUAGAAUUCAUGUAAUGAAGACUGUGUGAGGAGUUUUCCAUCUUAUUUGUAUAUAUACUGAUACAUGUGUAUAAUGAUGUAAUCAAACUCCAUUAUGACAUUGUGUAUUACCCAGUUACAACAUGAUAGUAUAUCACAUAUGCAAGAGAAACCUAGACUAUUGUUGAUAUUUUUACGUUGGGUAGUAUAGGUCAGGCAUUGCUUCAUUAUAUAUUCUUGUAGAAUAAUGUUAAAUGGAUUGUAGUAUGAUUUCUUACAAUACAAAGUGUGGUGACUUAUAGUAAAUGGUAUGAUGUCUUACAAUACAAAGUGUGGUGACUUAUAGUAAAUGGUAUGAUGUCUUACAAUACAAAGUGUGGUGACUUAUAGUA